AUGAAACAGACCAUUCGAAGGCAAGGGAUUUGCCAUGCACGCAAUCCGAAAUCCAUAUAUAUGGUGAGGAGGUAGAGAGAGAAACAGACACAGAAACUGUCAGUGUCAGUGAUGAGAAAUCUUGUGAAGAGCAUCAUCUAUCCCUGGAAAAGGUCAGCUUAACCCGGGAAAAGUUGUAUGGAUUAAAGAGGGGAACAGAACAGAAUUUGAGCCUUUCCCAAACCAAAGAGGAGAGUGCCAGUGAGAAGAAAACAGGAGAAGAGAACACUGUCUCACAGAAAAAUAUUCAUGGAUUGAAUUCCCCAAAAGAGAGGCCUGCCAAUAUGUAUGGUGAGGAGGUAGAGAGAAAAACUGCAACAGAAACUGAGGCAUUACCUUUCCAACAUUUGCCCAGUUCUCUGAAAAAGACUUGUGCACAGAGUAGUGAGGAAACUUGGGAAGAGCCCCAUUUAUCCCUGGAAAACGUCAGUUUAUCCCGGGAAAAUAUUGCCCCUUUCCAGAAUCUUUCACUUUCCCAAUCAAAAGACAGGAGUGCCAAAGAGAAGAAAACAGGAGAAGAGCACCAUUUGUCCCAGGAAAAUAUUUAUGGGUUGAAGAGCGAACCUGAACAGAAUUUGUCCCGUUCCCCAAGAGAAAGGCGGGCCAGUGAGAAGGAAACACAGGAAGGACUUCACUUAUCCCGUGAAGAGCUCCGCUUAUCCCAGGAAUAUAUUUCCGUAUUGAAGAAUGAAACUGAACAGAAUUUGUCCCGUUCCCCAAAAGUGAUGUGUGCCAGUCCAAAGAAAACACGAGAAGAGCAGUGUCUUUUAUCCCGGGAAGAGACCCACUUAUCCCUGGAAAAUAUUUAUGAAUUAAAGAGUGAAUGUGAAACAUUUGGGAGUGAGGAAGAGGCUCUGGCACAUCGAGUCAUUAAAUGGCAGCAAGACAUCUUGACUGAGCAGGAGAUUGCUGUUGACUUGGAUUCUGAUUGGGUUGGUGCAGAGUACUCACCAUAUAUCGCUAGAAAAGGGACUGAGUCAAAAAUGGCUGCUGAAGGCAUUACUUUUGGAUCAAACGCUCACUCUGAGGUAGAUUCAACAAGAAGAAGAAAGCCUUCCCCAGAAAAGACAGACUAUGAAAAGUUCCUGACUGAGGAUGUUCCUCGUGGUUUCAGAGAUGAGAGAAGGUCCUCACAAGAAAAGUCUGUAAAGGAACAUGUCCUUACUGAGAAUGAUAUCCCUCCUGAAUACAGAUAUGACAGGUCUUCACCAGAAAAGACAACAAAUGAAAAGUUCCUGACUGAGGAUGUCCCUCAUGAAUACAGCGAUAUAAGAAGAAAGUAUUCUCUAGAAAAGCCAACAAAGGAAAUUAUUAUCCAUGAUGCUAGAGCCCAUGAAGGCCCAAGAAGGCCUUCUCCAGAAAAGACAACAAAGGAAAGGUUUCUGAGUGAGCAUGCCCCUCAUGACUACAGAGAUGAAAGAAGAAGAAGAUCUUCACCGGAAAGAACGGCAAAGGAAAAGUCCCAGAGUAAGGAUGUCCAUCAUGAUUUCAGAGAUGAAAGUUUCCAAUGGCCCCCUCCUCCACAAACCGUUGUUGAUGAAACAAGGCUGCAGACCGAAAGUGAGUAUUUUGUGAGCGAAGAGGAAGCUUUGGCUCAGUGCAUCUUAAAAUGGCAAGAAGACGUUCUCACCGAACAAGAAGAAGCUGUUGAAUUAGAGUCCAACUGGGCUUUGGCUGAACAUUCACAACACCCAAAGAAAACCGAUGCCCGUGGACCUCAUAAUGGUUCCUCUAAUGAACCUGUGAAAAAACGGUCACCUGUGAAAGAAUGCUCACCUGUGAAAGAACCCUCACUUAUUAGACAACAUCACAUUGGUCAGCAUGUCUCUCAAGAAGAUUGGGCAAUGGCUGAACUUUCACAACACCAUCAUAGGAGAACUGAUGUCAGUGGAGAUGAUGCCAAUGAAGGUCCUUCUUAUGAACCUGUUUCUCAUCAUGUCAAGAAGUUUCAUCAAAUGUCACUUGGGUCUCACUCACCUGUGAGAGGGCCCUCAACAGUUUGAGAAACUUCACCUGGUAGAGAGCCCUCCCCUGGCAGAGAACACUCACCUGACAGAGGUCGAUCACCUGUGAAAGAACCUGGUAGAGAAGCAUCACCUGGGAGAUGCAGUUCACCUUUGAGAGAACAUCACAUUGGUCAGCAUGGCUUUCAAGCUGAAGUUGGUGCAGAACGGCCUUCCAAUUGGGAAUCUGACUUGAGACACAAUGAAAAAGUGGCUAUGAGGACCGCAGAGAGGAAAGAAGAGAACAUAAAAUUGCUAUCAAAAGAUGCCAAACAAUCCAGCUCGAAAGAAAACCUUCACCAAAUGGACAUGCCUCAGAGGACAAAUGAAGUUGAUAAGACUUCACCAAAAACGUCCAUACCUAUCUUUGUGAGAGAAAUAUCAUCCAUGAAAGUAAAGAGGGGAGAGAUGAUAGACUUUAAAUGUCAUUUUCGGGGAGACCCUCAACCAAUUGUCACUUGGCACAAAGAUUACCAACCAAUCGGUCAAAACCCAGACAUUGAUGUUCUCACCAAAUUCAAUGAAACCACACUAACCAUCUACUAUCCCACUAUAUACCAUGAAGGGACAUUUAGUUGUGUUAUAACUAAUACAUUCGGAAAGUCAACCUCCUCUUCCACACUAGAAGUUACUGAAAGUAAGCAAUUAAGAACAUUUCCAUCGCCAGUGGCCACGCAUGAAGUGAAAGUGACAACAGAGUAUGAAAUGAGUGAAGAAGAUCUUGACCAAAUGAUUGACAAGGAACUUGAAUCGUACAAAGACGUUGAAACGGAUGAGAAAUCCUUACUACAGGUGCCUCAGGCUGUCUUGCACAGGCCUCGUGCUUCAGACACUUCACAAUAUUCUUGUUCUCCUGUCGAGAUCAUGAUCACUGCUCCAACACCAGUCCCAUUCAAAAUGAUUGAAAAAUACGCAGAGAUGUCUGAGGACGACGGCAGUUCUCAUCCUAUGAAACACAAAUUCACAUUCUCCUAUGAUGCCGCGCAGGUAGUCAGUGAAUCUGAGAAGAUAAGUUCUUUAGGCCAGACCGGAAAGGUUGAAAGCAGUUCUGAUUUGUCCUUCCAAUCUGCUGUGGCUAUUACUAGAUCUUCUGAGGUAGAAGCAACAAUGGUUGGUGAAUGGGAACAACAUAUACUAUUUGGAAAUUCUGAAGAUUUGAGGCAGUCCCCUCUGAGUGAUACUGGUGAUAUUACUGACCUGACAUUGAUGCAGACUUUGGACAAAUCUGUAGGUUCCCACAGCCCUAAGGAUAAUGUUUCAAAAGUAUCUAGAUCAGAAGCAGACAUGGCAAGUGAGAGAGAACAGCAUAUAUUAUCCACAUUUUCAGAAGAUUUGAAGCAUUCCCCUCUGAGCCAUACUAGUGAUAUUACUGAUCAGGCAUUAAUGCAGGAGCUGGACACCUCUAUAGGUUCCCACAUUCUAUACGCCAGAUUCUUCAACUGAAAUUUCGCAGCUCCUGAAAACUCCAGAAUCUUUCCACACUCCUGAAACCCCAGCAGGUUAUAUUACCCCUAAUGAGUGUGCCUUCUCUCCUCUUGAACAUAAAAGACCAUCCACUGACUCUAGUGAGAGGUUAUUUUCUCCUGCUAAGGAGGUCACCCGAUGAUGAGGGCAUUGAGACAACACCCCCUGCAUUUAGAUUAGAUUAAGGAAGUUUCCUCUCAGAGCGUGCCUUUGGCCUUGGAGGACUACAGGAAAAAGUCCAGGGAAUCCCUCCGUCUUUCCUCAAACCUCUCAACAAAAGGAGAGUUGUUGAACAUGAUUUGUUAUCGUUUUAUGCUGAGGUGUUUGGGUUGCCUUCACCUGAAGUGAAAUGGUUUAGAAACAAAACCCAAUUUGUUGCAGAUGAAAGGAUUACAAUGGACAGAGAUGGCGACAAUAUCUCGCUUGUUAUUCAGAACAUUACGAAAGCUGAUCAAGGUGAAUAUAUUUGCAAAGCGUUUAACUAUGUAGGGGAGGCAAAAAGCGUUGCACUAGUUGUAGUUAUAUCCAACGAGGCCAGAUAUAUGCCCCCACCACCGUCAGUCACCCAUCAGCAUGUGAUGGAGUUUGAUGUUGAGGAAGACGAUGACUCAUCGAGGUCUUGCUCCCCUCAGGAGAUUCUAUUGGAGGUGGAGCUGGAUGAAAAUGAGGUUAAAGAGUUUGAGAGACAGGUGAAGAUAGUUACCAUCCCAGAAUACACCGCUGACAAUAAAAAUAUGAUAAUAUCACUCGAUGUUCUUCCGAGUAUGUACGAGGAGAGUGGAGUUGACUUUGUAACGCAUGAAAGGGAUGAUUUGAAAAUAGAUUUUGAGGUUACAGAAAUGCCACCUCGCUUCACCAACCCAAUUUGUGAUAUGGAAACCCCAGAGAAUACAACUGUAAUGUUUGAAUGUUCUCUGAUGGGAAUUCCCUCUCCCAUAGUAUCAUGGUUUAAAGGUAACAAGACGAUCCCUCACGAUAACAAGAAAUACUUGCACUCGUCUGAUGGAGAUAAUAAUUUCCUUAAGAUCAGGAACGUCAGCGCUCAUGAUAGUGGAAUAUACACCUGCCGGGCCAUCAAUGUGGUUUGGGAAACUCUUUGCAGGGCAUCUCUUCUUGUGUUGAAUCCUAAAAGCUUUAUAGGGAAAACAAGAGGGAGAGAAUUGACAGCUGUGUCUCUUGGUAGUGCUAAAGUCCAGCCUCAAAAGUUGGACUUGAAUCAGUUGUUGGGAAUCAGUUUGACGGUGAGCAAGCAUCAGAAGUAGAGCUGGAAUUUGAAUUUGAGCAGGAAGCUGAUGAAUCACAAAAGGCUGUUAGACUUAUAGCCCUGACGGACAAUGAGAUGAGCGAGCAGGGAGAUAAAUAUGUCAGUAUUAACUUUGACGUUUUCGCAGAGCCCGCCAAAGAUGAUAAAAUAGAAUUCAAAGGAAAGUCAUCAAAAUUGUGUAGUUUCCGGUAUCAAAUUACUGAAGCUCCACCAAAAUGCAUGAUUCCUUUGGCAAAUGUCACCGCAGCAGUAGGAACUCCAGUGGUCCUCCAGUGUUUAGUAAAUGGUAAACCUCAUCCCACCGCUGAAUGGUACAAAGAUGGCGAUCCAGUGAAAGACACUAGGUACAUGAUCCAAGAGAAAGCAUCUGGACAUUUUAAUUUGAUCAUCACAAAUGUCACCCAAAAAGAUGCUGGGGAGUACAAGUGCCUUAUCCAAAACAAAUCUGGAUAUACUGAAACAACUGCUUUGUUGAAAGUGUUUUAAUCUCUUCAUGUCAUUUGUUUUCAUGUGGAUGUUGAACUCAAUUAAAAUGUUUUUACUGUAUGUUAGAAAAGUAGCUUUUAUUCAUUAUAAUUUGGUACAUGUGAAAAGUGUUCUGAAAUGAAGUGUAGGUCCUAUUUAUUGUGUAUAGUGUGUAAUCACUUCACACAACAUAAUUAUUAUAAAUGUUAUAAUCAUGUUUGGUGAAGGGGAAUGUUUGUUUUUCAAAACAGUUAAAAAAAAGUUAUUGCUUAUAGUUUCAUUUAAGGUGACAAAAUGUGUAUGAAUACUUACCACCCAUGUGUAAUCAAAACAUUGUUAUCAAGCCAUUCGUGUUAGGCCCAAAUGAAGAUCUUGUAUCAAAAUGUCCAAUGUUUUAAUUAGCCAAAUAUUUCAAAUUAAUCAUAUAAUUGAAUAUACUGUAUAGUCAUAUAUAAUAUAACAAAUACAUCAAACUUUGGUUUCUCGUAUCCAGAUUAAGCCUACUCCUGAACUAAAAGCAUGCUCAAUAGAGAGAACUGGUGAUCCAAUUCCCAGUGUGUAGUGUUAAGAGGUGCUUGUCAAAAAUAUAAAUACGUAUGCAUCCAUGAUAACUCAGUGUUGUUAGCAUGAUACUGUAUAUGUUAUGAUUUAUGGGGUAGUGCUUAGAAUCAGUGAUGUGCAGAGUUUAGUUAGUUUUAUUUAUCUUUUGAUUAAUGAAUGAUUUCGAAAGCAAUCUGGUACAAAACAAAACAAUUUAUCGAACACAAUUUAAAUCUGAUAUUGAAUGUACUUUUGUAGAGCAAAUGUUUCAUUAGGACUACAAUAGAAAAGUACACCAUUCAAAAUAAAGCCUUGGGGUUGGCUGUAAAAUCAUAUUUUUUAAAAGGUUACUUAUAUACAUACCUGUAAGUGCUGUAAAUAUGUUUCACUGUAUGUUUAAGAGGCAAUUGUAUUCUUAAUGAAUAAUAUAUAUUUGGGGUUAUAAAAGAUUUACCAAUUUGACUGAUCUCAAUACAAUAAUACAACAAUGUAUUCAUUUGGAAAUGGGAGUAAUUGAAAUUAAUUAUUUAUUUGCACAGAAAUCACUUCAGUUUGUCUCUAACAGUGUUUAUUUAUGUAUAAAUAAAGGAGGUAUAUACAGCACUACUCAUUCAAGGGUUUGUCUUUAUUUGUAAAAAAAAAAAAAAAGAAAACUUUGUAGAAUAAUAGUGAAGACAUCAAAACUAUGAAAUAACACAUACGGAAUCAUGUAGUAACCAAAAAAGUGUUAAACAAAUCAAAAUACAUUUUAUAUUUGAGAUUCUUCAAAUAGCAACCCUUUGCCUUGAUGACAGCUUUGCACACUCUUGGCAUUCUCUCAAUCAGCUUCAUCUGGAAUACUUUUCCAACAGUCUUGAAGGAGUUCCCACAUAUGCUCAGCACUUGUUGGCUGCUUUUCCUUCACUCUGCCGUCCGACUCAUCCCAAACCAUAUCAAUUGGGUUGAGGUCGGGGGAUUGUGGAAGCCAGGUCAUCUGAUGCAGCACUCCAUCACUCUCCUUCUUGGUAAAAUAGCCCUCACACAGCCUGGAGGUGUGUUGGGUAAUUGUCCUGUUGAAAAACAAAUGAUAGUCCCACUAAGCCCAAACCAGAUGGGAUGGCGUAUCGCUGGAGAAUGCUGUGGUAGCCAUGCUGGUUAUGGUGUGCCUUGAAUUCUAAAUAACUCACAGAUAGUGUCACCAGCAAAGCACCCCCACACCAUAACAACUCCUCCUCCAUGCUUUACGGUGGGAACUACACAUGCGGAAAUCAUCCGUUCACCCACACUGCGUCUCACAAAGACACGGUUUGAACCAAAAAUCUCCAAUUUGGACUCCAGAUCAAAGGACAAAUUUCCACCGGUCUAUUGUCCAUUGCUCAUGUUUCUUGGCCCAAGCAGGUCUGUUCUUCUUAUUGGUGUCCUUUAGUAGUGGUUUAAUUGCAGCAAUUCGACCCUGAGGCGUGAUUCACGCAGUUUUCUCUGAACAGUUGAUGUUGAGAUGUGUCUGUUACUUGAACUCUGUGAAGCAUUUAUUUGGGCUGCAAUUUCUGAGGCUGGUAACUCUAAUGAACUUAUCCUCUGCAGCAGAGGUAACUCUGGGUCUUCCAUUCCUGUGUCAGUCCUCAUGAGAGCCAGUUUCAUCAUAGACUUGAUGGUUUUUGCAACUGUACUUGAAGAAACGUUCAACGUUCUUGAAAUUUUCCGGAUUGACUGACCUUCAUGUCUUAAAGUAAUGAUGGACUGUCGUUUCUCUUUGCUUAUUUGAGCUGUUCUUGCCAUAAUAUGGACUUGGUCUUUUGCCAAAUAGGGCUAUCUACCUUGUCACAACACAACUGAUUGGCUCAAAUGCAUUAAGAAGGAAAGAAAUUCCACAAAUUCACUUUUAAUUGAAAUUCAUUCCAGGUGACUACCUCAUGAAGCUGGUUGAGAGAAUGCCAAGAGUGUGCAAAGCUGUCAUCAUGGCAAAGGGUGGCUAUUUGAAGAAUCUCAAAUAUAAAAUAUAUUUUGAUUUGCUUAACACUUUUUUGUUACUACAUGAUGUGUUAUUUCAUAGUUUUGAUGUCUUCACUAUUAUUCUACACUGUAAAAAAAAAAAAAAGAAGAAAAAAAAUCUUGAAUGAGUAGGUGUGUCCAAACGUUUGACUGGUAGUGUAUAUACUGAUGUCAAUUAUUGUAUGGUGUUGUCUUGAUAUCACCCUCUAAGCUUUUGCAGCGGACACACAAUUGACCAGCAUAACCCUUUCUUUUAUGGAAAAAAAUUCUCAAUCUUACUCAUUAUUUUUUACACAGAAUAUUCUAGCUCCACAGUGGAAUAAGAACAAUAAUUCUACACUACUGGCCUUAAAUUACCUCACAAAACAAAAACACUUGAGCUCCAGCCAGAGUCUAAAAGCUAUUCUAGUACUUUAGAGAAGAAAAAAUAAAAGCCAAUCUUUUUGACCCAACUCUCACCAGCAGCUGUCAAUGUUGGAGAGGCAGCUAGAUUUACUGUCACAGUAUCUGGCCUUCCAAAGCCUAAUGUCCAGUGGUUUCAUAAUGGGAAAGUCAUUACCUCUUCAUCAAUUUACAAAUUGAUUCAAGAAAAAGAUGAGUACACCUUAAUAAUAUCUGAGGUAAAAACAGAGUAUGAAGGUGAGUACUCUUGUACAGCUAGCAAUAUAUUUGGCCAGACAACCUGUACUACUUACCUGGAGGUGAGAAAGAUAGCUUUAACUACAGCUGAGCAAUGGGUUGACAAAAUGUUCAAAGCCACUGGCCAACCACCUAAUUUCACUAGCCAAAUCAAACCUAUAAAAGGCCAAGAGGGAGGUGAGGCUUACUUUAAGUAUAAAGUAACUGGUGAUCCAAUGCCAGAUGUGCAGUGGUUUAAAAGUGCUCGUCAAAUUCAGUGUGGUAAGUACUGCAUUAUAGUGAACAACCCAGAUGGCUCUGGCUUCAUCAACAUGAAGGGCAUCCAACAGCAGGACAGUGGUCCCUAUACAUGUAAGGCUUCCAACCCGUCUGGGGAGGCCUCUUGUGGUGCUGAGCUAAUUGUGUUCAAAGAGUCUGUCUCUGUAUCUCAGCAUAAGGAACACAUGGUUGUUCAAAAAGGUUAUAAAGUAUCCAUGACAGCUGAACAAGCUACAGAGUCUCGCUUGUACAUGGUCAAACUUCCUGGAGUGGCCAGGGCCAGCAUUCAGGCAGGACAUCAGAUGGUAUACACCAUUGGCACAGAGGACAGCCAGGUUGUUUGCAGUGAGCAAGUAAAGACCUUUAGAGAGUUGGAUAUCUCUGUGGAUACUGCCCAAAGAGAGAGGAUCACCCACCAGGCUGCAGUUCUGCAGUCAAAUGAGGUACAAGAGAGUGUGUCUGUGGGUGUCACCCUUCCACCUCAAGUUUCAGUAGUUCCUACAAAACAUCUCCGUACGGCUGCCUUUCAUUCAUCUCCUGUUCAGGAGAGCCCAAAGCUCACAGAGCAGCACUGUGACCGUAUCCAAAGCCCAGAAGUCAUAGAGUUUCUGUCUUCAAAUGGGAAGCGUUCAAAAUUAAUGUCUGCCACUUCUGAGGAGAUAACCACCUUGGUGAGAGUAAGCACAGAGAUGUCAGGUGACAGGAAGACAGAUAAAGUAAAGCCAACCUCCGAGCCAAAACAUCUUGUCAGUAGUCAUCAAGUUGAAUCCCAACUGUCAAUUUUAAAAUAAAUUCCCAAGCCACAGGAGGAGAAAAGUUAUAAAGUCAAAGAAGGCGUUAAGAUAUUGUACUCCGCUAUGUCAACUGAAAAACUGAUGAUUCCUUUGGGACAUACAACAGAUGUGCCCUCUGCUGAUUCUGCUCUUCAAUCUUCAGUGACAAAAUAA
Messenger RNA from Coregonus sp. 'balchen', 9590 nucleotides. NCBI's taxonomy places the organism in Eukaryota, Metazoa, Chordata, Actinopteri, Salmoniformes, Salmonidae. The record is from the annotation of a GenBank genome assembly.